AAUCAAGCUCCGGCCAAGGAAAAUAUGUACUAAUUAUUUUAUGCAUGGCACUAUCUGUAUUAUGCUCUUUGAAUAUACAGCGCUCAUAAUGGCCAAAGUUUAUUAUAAAACUAAUGGAAACCUUAUUGCACUCGGAGGAAUUCAUUUCUUAUUUGGAAUGAUCUGUUGGAGCUUUAUUCAAACUGUAUUCACUGAUCCUGGAGAAGUCCCUGCCUUCUGGGGCUUUAGGAAGGGUGAUCCUGUGAGUAGAAGGAAAAGAUACUGACUCAUUUGUAAUGUAUUCAAACCUGAGCGUUGCCAUCACUGUAGUACAUGUAAUAGAUGAGUGUUGAAUAUGGACCAUCACUGACCAUGGAUUAGUAAUUGAAUUGGAUUUUGGAACAGAAAGUAUUUUAUCCUCCUUCUAUUCUAUGUGAUUCUCGGCAUGUAUUCAUAUGUCGUUUAUAUGGCAAACGAUGUAUUCUUUGUGGGGAAAGACAUUUAUUUAUUUAUAAGCAGCCAGAAGGACUCAAUAGAUCUCAGCAAGACGUUAAUAAUAAUACUCUCUUUCUUAUUAUCCCUUUGAAUUUGAUUCAUAAUGACAACUUUCUUUAAGUUUCAUUUAAUGUUGAUCAUGGAGAAUAAGACCACUAUAGAAUGAAUAGCAAAGGAGCAUAAGCCAUUUAACUCAGUGUAUGACAUUUCUCUUCAGCAUAACAUACAGCAAGUGUUUGGUAAAUAAUGUGUGGUUGUAUCUUCUUCCUAUCAGUACAAAAAGCUCAAGACCCACUAGGAAUGGAAUUUUAUGGGUUACUAAUAUUAAUAGAGAAGCUGAUCAGUCUAAGGAUAUCAAGGAAUAUGAAAACCCUGUUUCAUCAUCAGUAAAAGAAGAAGUUACAAAAUAUAAAACUCCAGAAAAGAGUAAAGUUGAUGAUACCCUUACAAUGCAUACAACUGACAUGAUGUCCAUACUUAAGAGUAGUGUGAUAAAGCCAAGGAGCGAUGUUAAUACAAGCUCUCAGGUGCUACACCCUAAGACUUUGAAAAGAAGAAGUGAUUUGUAGGCCUAAUUAAUUUCUAUUUUCAUUAAAC
Molecule: messenger RNA, 1071 nt
Organism: Moneuplotes crassus
Lineage: Eukaryota; Ciliophora; Spirotrichea; Euplotida; Euplotidae
Source: the annotation of a GenBank genome assembly